Rhododendron vialii is the source of this 1309-nucleotide messenger RNA. RefSeq lists its product as uncharacterized. Gene Ontology annotation, biological process: regulation of abscisic acid biosynthetic process; response to heat. Lineage: Eukaryota; Viridiplantae; Streptophyta; Magnoliopsida; Ericales; Ericaceae. The coding region runs from base 450 to 1235 and encodes 261 amino acids. The transcript has a single exon. The record is from RefSeq and is a predicted model, not a curated record.
UCCUAUCACGAAGGAAAAUGUCAAAAAAAUGGAAUUGGGAGAUGCUGCCAAGCGGGCUGGGGUGCUUAGCAGUGGUGCCAAGCGAUCAAUCCGGCCAUUCAUCUCGGGAAUCAAUCUUGAAUCUUGACCGAGCAAUAAACGUCGGUUUAGAUUUGUAUGCACUCAGAUUCAAUCCGAGCUGUUCGUGCCGAGAUGAACGAUCGGAUGCUGCUCGACAUCCUGCUUGGCAAGGGGUGCUUGGCGUUGUCCCCGGGUCAUCUCCAUUCUCCAACCAGGGCAUACAUAUUCAUGAGGAUAAGUCAAACACCUAUUUCUUGCAUUUGUCAACAACGUGCCAGCCAAAAACAACUCAGCUCUGAACCCUUUCCUACAAUCCCUCGCAUCCUCCCAAUUUUCUUCAUAAACCCUCCUCCCUUUCACAAUUCCCAUUCUGUUGGAUCCAAACAACUAUGGACCCAAACCACAACACGACGCAUUCUGGGAGUCACCAGCAGCCACCGCCCUCCUCUUGCGGCCCCAAGGCGGACAAGGCCAAGUUGGCUGGCAAGGGAGCCGACCUCCUCCGCACUGCCUCUAGUUUCGGCAAGGGGAAGAGCCUUGGAAAGUACCUUGGCAAGGCCGAGAAUUAUCUUCGCAAAUACCAGAACACCCAUUCCACUAACACGCCCCAUGGUGGCCCAGGCCCAGGCCCAGCCAACAGCACCGUCCCCCUUGGCUAUCCACCCACCGAGGCCGCACAUGGCUACCCUCCCACAGAUCAUGCUCCCCAUGGCCACCCGGCCACCACCGUCGUCCCCCCUGCUGGUGGGCCCAACAGUGAUUCGCCUAACACCGUCCCCCUUGGCUACCCUCCCAUUGCCUAUCCAAACACCGUUGCAGCUAGCGCUAACCCAUAUCCAGGUGGAAAUGGGUAUGCCCAUGGGGACCCAGGCCCAGCAAACACCAUCCCCCUUGGCUAUCCAACCACCUCAGCCCCGCAUGGCUACCCUCCCACAGAUGCUCCCCACGGCCACCUGACCACCACUGCCGUCCCCCCUGCUGGUGGGCCUAACGGUGAUUCAGCUAACACUGUCGUCCCCCUUGGCUACCCUCCCAUUGCCUACCCAAACACCGUUGCAGCUAGCGCUAACCCGUAUGCAGGUGGAAAUGGGUAUGUAGGUGGUGGUCACGGGAAUUCUGGGAGUGGGUUGGGUGACUACUUGAAGAAGGCGAGUGGAUUCUUGAAGAAGCAUUGAUGAGAAAGUUGGGGGACACUCAUAUUUCGUCAUAAACAUAUGUAUCUGAUUCAGUACUCGUUCAAAUUUUUUUU